This is a messenger RNA of Parastagonospora nodorum SN15, 1029 nucleotides long. RefSeq lists its product as hypothetical. Bases 1 to 1029 code for a protein of 342 amino acids. The transcript is spliced from 3 exons. Lineage: Eukaryota; Fungi; Ascomycota; Dothideomycetes; Pleosporales; Phaeosphaeriaceae. The record is from RefSeq and is a predicted model, not a curated record.
AUGCCGGUCACCAUCCAGCUCUUCUAUGUCCCCGAGAAGGCCUUGAUCGACUUCCAGAUCCAUGCCUUUGAGUCCCAUGAUCGCAUACUCCAGAAUGUCCGCGCGCGCUUUGGUGUUCCUUUCGUUGCGGUCUAUUCUCAAGAUGCGAAGCGACAGCCGACGAACCUGAGCAAGGUGCUUGAAGGCGCAAUCCUUCUUGUGACCACAUCGGCCCUUGAACACCCGCAGCCCUAUUCGCCGGUCGACUUCAAGCUGUAUCGCGGUGAGGAGACAGGUUUCGUACAUCCGAGUAUGCAGGGAAAGCCAUGGGCUGAGACCAGCGAAACCGAAAGGAAGAGCCAUAUUGUCUCCCUUGGUGCGAAUAGGCCAGAGACCAAGAACACCCUCCGCAUCACCGAGCCUUACGCCGCUAUCACCAUUGAGCUCGACGCAUUGAAGAAGACUCUUGGCAUGCAUACCAACGACAAGUAUGCGCUGAAGUCUUCCUACGACAAGAUCUUCAGGAACUGGGGCCUGUACUUCACUAUGUGGCUACCUGAAGAAUUGAAGCCGAAGGGUUCUUUGGCGGCCUAUCAGUGGGACUUGGAGAUGGUGGCAUCGAUUGCAAUACUGGCCAAGGCAACUCCAGGCCAGGGACACAUCCUCAAAGAGGUCCUCAAGAACUUUGUGGAGGCUCAGGGCACAUUUCGUGUUCCGGUCGUGCAAGACGUUCUUCAAGUCAUCGACUAUAUCUACCAGCGUGCGGCUUUUGCUAACUUUAGACAGAUGACCAAGACAGAGAAGGACAAGAUCAAGGAGAAGGAGCGUCAGAAGGCUAGAAAGGCUCGUAAGAAGGCGGCCAACAGGAGCAGGGCGGGCGAGGAGGACAUGGACGAGCUUGAUGAAGAUGCAGCAGAGGCUGCGGAUCCAAAGGGACUCUGGACAAAGAAGGAUGGAGACGAUGUCGACGACCUUGCAGACAAGCUGGGAGGUACUCAGACUUCCCGCCCUGCUCGUCGCACCUACGUAGAGGACACCGAGUCUGACUAG